Messenger RNA from Ilyonectria robusta, 1605 nucleotides. RefSeq names its product general substrate transporter. Bases 1 to 1605 code for a protein of 534 amino acids. Gene Ontology annotation, molecular function: carbohydrate:proton symporter activity. The transcript is spliced from 3 exons. Lineage: Eukaryota; Fungi; Ascomycota; Sordariomycetes; Hypocreales; Nectriaceae. Gene Ontology annotation, cellular component: membrane. Gene Ontology annotation, biological process: carbohydrate transport; transmembrane transport. The record is from RefSeq and is a predicted model, not a curated record.
AUGGCGGACCCCGUUUCCACGGCCGAAAAGGUCGGUGCCGAGCACCAUGAUGUCGUCGACAAUGACCUCGCCCACCUGGCCAACCAGCAGGAGCAUGAGAUGGGCAAGCUCGAGUCCAUCAAGAAGUACCCCCUCGCCUGCGUGUGGUGUCUCUUCGCCGUGUGGUGCAUGCUCCUCGUCUCCUUUGAGAACCAGGCCGCCGGCAACAUCAUCAGUAUCCCCAAGUUCCGCGAGGACUUUGGCGAGAAGGUCGACGGCACCUAUGUGCUCUUUGCCAAAUGGCAGAGCGCUUUCCAGGGUGCGCCCGUUGCUUCUGGUGUUGUUGGUGCUCUCGGAUGCGGUACCAUUGCGGAUUGGCUAGGUCGCCGCGCCGUCAUCAUCAUCUGCCUCGUUAUUGCCUACGCCGCCAUCACCAUGGAGUUUGUUGCUACUACUAACGAGCUCUUCUUCGGCGGCAAGUUCCUCAAUGGAUUCUCCGUCGGCGCUCUGGCCUCCGUCACCGUGUCCUACAUUGGAGAGGUUGCUCCCAUGUCCCUUCGUGGUCUCCUCACCUGCCUGUCUGCUCUUGCAUACACCCUUGGACCCCUGAUCGUCGCUCUUGUUGUCAACGAGACCGGAACCUUUGAGACCCGCUGGGCCUACCGCGCCAUCUUCUGCGCUCAGUAUGGCUUCGCCGCCGUUGCCACCAUUGCCGUCCCUUUCAUGCCUGAGUCCCCGUGGUGGUUGGCGUCUCAGGGCAAGCAAGAAAAGGCCCUCGCCGCUCUGGCUCGCCUUGGUAGCAAGGGCGAAGAAGGUGCCAAGCGCCUCGCUGCUAUCAACCAGACCCUCGAGGAGGUCAAGAAGGAGACCGAGGGUGCUACAUACUUUGAGUGUUUCCGCAAGUCCAAUCUCCGCCGAACCAUCAUCUCCAUCGCACCCCUCUGUAUCCAGUCCCUCAGCGGCAUCACCUUCAUCGCCUCCUACGGAACCUAUUACAUGCAGCUUGCUGGCUACUCUACUUCCGAGAGCUUCAGGCUUCAGAUUGUCCAGCAGGUCAUUUCCCUCGUCGGAAAUGUCAUGUCCUGGUAUCUUGUUGAUCGCGUUGGACGCCGCGACCUUACUUUCUACGGUCUGAUGAUCCUUACUCUUAUUCUGUUCAUCACCGGUGGUCUGGCUGCUGCUGCCACCGACGGUACCAUCAAGGGCAGUGUCGCCAUGAUUCUGGUCUACUGCUGGUGGUAUAACGUCACCAUUGGCGCUACUGCUUACACCAUUCUCUGCGAGGUUUCGACUUCUCGCCUGCGUGUCAAGACCAUUGCCAUUGGUCUGGCCGCCCAGAACCUUCUCAACAUGAUGUGGAGUUUCGUCCUCCCCUACCUCUUCAACCCUAACAAGGCAAACCUUGGCGCCAAGCUGUCCUUCAUCUUCGGCGCCCUGGCCAUCAUUAGUCUUGUGUACUUGUGGUUCUGCCUCCCCGAGACGGCUGACCGAACAUUCGAGGAGCUUGACGAGAUGUUUAUGAAGGGCGUCCCCGCCAGGAAGUUCAAGGCUUACAAGACUGAGGCCCAGGCCAACGGCGAGGCUGUUAGUACUGUGUAUGCCGCGGAGGCAAAGGAAAUGAACUAA